AUGAAGUGUUUCAAAGGAGGUGACGAUGCGAUGACGGGAGACACAGACAAGUAUCUGGCGCCCCAGGACUUGAGGGAGCUGGGGGACGACUCUCUGCCUCAGGAGGGGUACAUGGGCUUCAGCGUUGGGGCGCGGUCACAAAGUCCUAAAGUCAGUUCUGAUAGGUCCCACACUCUGAACCGCAGCUCCUACACCAGGGACAGCAUGAUGAUCGAGGAGAUGCUGGCCAACAGGGAGCAUUUGUCUGUGGCUAAGGACUGCGACAACGACUCAUUGAGGAGAUACAGCUGGGCGGCAGAUGCCCUCGAUAACGUGAAUCUUGUGUCUUCGCCGAUCCACUCUGGUUUUUCCUCUCCGCUCCCGCAGUACGACAGCAGGUUCCUGGUCAGUUUCAUGGUGGAUGCCAGGGGCGGGUCCAUGAGAGGAAGUCGUCACAACGGCAUGCGCAUCAUCAUCCCGCCCAGGAAGUGCACCGCGCCCACCAGGAUCACCUGCCGAUUGGUCAAGCGGCACAAGUUGGCAUCCCCUCCCCCAAUGGUGGAAGGGGAGGGGCUGGCCAGUCGCCUGGUGGAGGUGGGGCCGGCGGGAGCACAGUUUUUGGGGCCGGUGAUAGUGGAGAUCCCCCAUUUUGGCUCAUUGCGAGGCCAGGAGAGGGAGCUGAUCAUGCUGAGGAGCGAGAAUGGAGAAAUGUGGAAGGAGCAUGUGUACGACUGUAAGACCGACGAACUCAACCAGGUUCUCAAUGGGAUGGACGAAGAAUUGGACAGUGCGGAGGAGCUGGAGAAGAAGAGAAUAUGCCGCAUCGUAACCAAGGACUUCCCACAAUACUUUGCGGUUGUGUCACGGAUCAGGCAGGAGACAAACCACAUGGGGCCUGAGGGCGGAACGCUCUGCAGCCGGAGCCUCCCAUUGGUCCAGGCCUCUUUCCCAGAGGGGGCUCUGACAAAGAAGAUUAAAGUGGGAUUGCAGGCCCAGCCCGUCCCGGAGGAGCUAGUGCAAAAAAUCCUGGGAAACCGAGCAACAUUCAGCCCAAUAGUGACUGUAGAGCCAAGAAGAAGGAAAUUCCACAAGCCCAUCACCAUGACGAUACCAGUGCCGCCUCUGUCCGGAGAAGGACUCACCAACGGCUACAAGGGAGACUCCACGCCCUGCCUUCGCCUUUUAUGCAGCAUCACAGGUGGCACGUCUCCAGCACAAUGGGAAGACAUCACUGGCACAACUCCGCUCACCUUUGUCAACGACUGUGUGUCCUUCACAACCAAUGUUUCAGCGAGGUUCUGGUUAGCAGACUGCCAUCAGAUCCCAGAGACCGUAGGCCUGGCCACUCAGCUGUAUCGGGAGCUUAUCUGUGUGCCGUAUAUGGCCAAGUUUGUGGUGUUUGCCAAAAUGAAUGAUCCGGUGGAGUCCCGGCUGAGGUGCUUCUGCAUGACUGACGACAAGGUGGACAAAACACUGGAGCAGCAGGAAAACUUUGAAGAAGUGGCACGGAGCAAAGACAUAGAGGUUCUUGAGGGUCGGCCAAUCUAUGUGGAUUGCUAUGGAAACUUGACACCUUUGGCUAAAGCUGGUCAACAAUUACUCCUUAACUUCUAUGCCUUUAAGGAGAAUCGAUUACCAUUCUGUGUCAAGGUCCGAGACCCCAGCCAGGAGCCGUGCGGCCGUCUCACUUUCCUCAAAGAAUGUAAGACCAUAAAAGGACUUCCUCAAACUGCUGUGUGCAAUCUCAACAUCACACUUCCUGCUGUGAAAAAGGAUGUGGAGUCAGAUCCAGAGGAAGAGACUGAAAAGACAGAGAGACGUCAUACCUUUGCUUCCCUAGCCUUACGUCCACAAAGUCCAUGUGAGAGGACAGACCUCCGCAUGGCCAUAGUAGCAGACCACCUCGGACUCAGCUGGACUGAGCUGGCCAGGGAGUUGAAUUUCUCUGUGGACGAGAUCAACUUCAUCCGAGUGGAAAAUCCCAACUCUCUGACUGCACAGAGCUUCAUGCUGCUAAAGAAAUGGGUUCACAGGGACGGCAAAAAUGCCACAACGGAUGCCUUAACUGCGGCGCUCAAUAAGAUCAGCCGGUUGGAUAUUGUGACUUUGCUGGAAGGGCCCAUAUUUGACUACGGUAACAUUUCAGGCACUCGCUGCUUUGCCGAUGAUAACGCAGUAUUCCCGGAUCAGUCCGAUGGCUACCACAAUAUAGAUCUGGAACUGCAGACGCCCUCAUCCCUCACCUACGAGCCACCCACCCCUCUCCGAUCAGACGACUUCUUUGGAGAAUCCCACGUAGAAUCUGAAAGUAGGACACCCGUUUCUAGACCCAGUGACUUGUCCUUGAAUCAGACCCUGAGCACCUCCAGCAGCGAACCAGCCACUGUCACGCAACCACCGGAGCCCAGAGACCAUGUUAUGGUCGAGUCCAGCCUGCGUAGAGAGGUUACAGUCUCCUACGAGAGUCCGGACAACGACCGAAGAGCCGUAGAGACAAAACAAGAUGGCGGAGUCUUGAUUUUGGACAAUAAAAAGGAACGAAAAGAGGAGGAGGAAGAGGAGGAGAUGACCACGGAGCGGAUACAGAGUCUGCUGGAAGACAUUCGGCUGGAGGGAGGCUUGGAGGACGAGGAGAUGACGGAGGAGAGGGUCAAUGCAAUUCUCGAGCAAGUACGGCAAGCAGAGAGGGACAUUUCUUCAGUUUCAGGUUGGCAGGGAGCAGAGUCGUCCGGAGCAGCAGCAGCAGGACCAUACAUCGCAGGGCCCGAGGACGGGAGCCCUGAGAGUUUGGCUGAUUCUCUCGAGCAGCCGCCAGUGAAGGCCGAGAAACAAAAUGGAAGCCCUAGCAACGCCACAAGAGACGAGUCCAAGAAGAAGAAGGCAUCCAAAGAGGAGAGCAGCAAAGUCCAGGGAGGGGCCCAAGCUCCGGACUCUGACUCUGAUGACGAGGCCACCGUCACCACUCGAGUCUAUCGCAGGCGUGUCAUUCUAAAGGGAGAGGAGGCCAGAAACCUUCCCGGAGAGUCUGUGACAGAGGAGCAGUUCACAGAUGAAGACGGAAAUCUGGUCACACGAAAAGUGAUCAGAAAGGUUGUGCGCCGCCUUUUCAACUCAGAGGAGCUAAACGAGGAAGAGACAGAGGCUGAUUCUGUGCCAGACUCACAGAGGGCGCUGACACAGCCCCUUCUUCUGGAAAAGGGGGAAAGGGCAAGAAGAAGGGCAAGCGGUCACGACAGGGGCACAAAGCAGACGAGGCCCAGAGAGGCAAACCUGAGAGUGGAGACGGCGGCAGCAAAAAGCAAAGCAAGAAGGGCCACUCGUAACACUCAAGUCAAUGAACUGAUCACAGUCGUCCACCAUGCACCUGGAGGGAAACUUCUCAAACUGGAAACAUCUGCACAGGGAGCCACGUCCGACAGCACCAAAACAACACCAAUCUUCUUUCACUUUUCUAAACUUACGCAUGGGUUUACAGCAAGACGCAGCCAAGCAAGCCUCCUCUCUUCCAUUUGA
Messenger RNA from Knipowitschia caucasica, 3492 nucleotides. The record is from the annotation of a GenBank genome assembly. NCBI's taxonomy places the organism in Eukaryota, Metazoa, Chordata, Actinopteri, Gobiiformes, Gobiidae.